CGAAUCUCUUUUACCUCACCUACAGCUACCAGAUAGCCCGGGCCCCACUUUUACAGGCCAACAGUUUCGCAAUCUCCCUCGCUUAUCUCUCGCUCUCUCUCACUUUACUCUCAUUCUCUCGCCUCCAAGCCUCGCUCCCCAGACAUGCCUCCACCAGAUUUUGCAGGCGCCCUGUCCGACACCUGAAGUCACAACAACACAAGUGAAGGCAGACCCAACAUGGAACCUCGUCGUCGCCCAUGGAGACCAGAUAUGGCGUGCUCUCGGCCAGCCAGGCUCCGCGCUCCGUGUCCCCCAGGAGGUGGAGGUAUAAAGGCAGACAAUGAUCCCCGGAUCCACGUCCUCGACGUCCUCCGCCUCGCAGGCGCGCGCUCGAACUCCCACCUCCUCCGGUGGUGAUAACGACACCGACAGCAGCAGCUGUCAAGCUCACGGAACGCCCUCGAGGCUUCGCCGAAUCGGCACCAUGCUCGCUCGACGAGCUCAUUUUGGUGGCCACAAAGCAACCCUGGACUUGAUGUCCUUCCCUCGCGAAAUUCGCGACCGCAUCUACGAGCUCUACCUGAGAGAGCAGAACGAGGAACCCCACCUCCGCAUCUUUGGUCCUGUACCCCCUCCUGGUCUCCUCCGAGCAGGCUCACCAGCAAGAACAGACAGAUCCACCACCUCCACCUCCACCUCCUCCUCCUCCUCCUCCCUCCUGUUCCCUCCACUCCGCCGCGCCCAAGCGGCAGGAGUCAGACUCUACCACCGCCUCACCCCGUCCUGCUUCCGACCCAAGCUCCCGCCCAUGGACCUCCAGAAGCGGGCAACCACACUCUUCCUCGUCUCCAAGACGAUCCACGCCGAAUCCAAAGCCAUCCUCUUCCUCAUCGCCAUCGUGGAAUCCGUCCCUCUCGCCCUCCGCCUCUCCCACACCCUCUUCAAGCUCUCCCACCCGACCCUCCCCUACCCAACCUACCAACCCGAGAUGUCCCUCUUCCUCGCCCCGCGCUCAACCCACUUCGUCCACAUCCGACACCUCAACAUCUUCGUAACGCCGCACGUCAUCCCGGACCUGACCAAGGUCCUCGAAGCGACAGAGCAAGACCCGCGCGACGCCGCGAUGAUCACCGCCAAACGCUUCGUCCGCUUCCGCGUCGUCCACCCGCGCGACCUCGCCCUCCACCGCACCUGGUUCGAACCCCUCCGCUACGUCGUCACGCACAUGCUCAACCUCACCCGCCUCGUCCUCGACAUGACGCACAUGCAGUGGCCGUCCAGCGUCGCCGCCACGUACCCCAUCCUGCGGAACCCGGACCCGGCCCUCGUGCCCGCCGCCUCCGUGGUGCGGCUCUUCAUGAAGGUGGUGUCGAAGUUGAAGAAGGAGCGUGCGUUUUUGCUGACAGCCGCGAGCGGUAUCGCGGACGGGAUGGUGAAUCUGAGUGGAAGGACCAGACAUCGUGGCGAUCCGGAUGUUAGGCGCGGCAUGUGGAAUGGGCUUAGGGAUGCGGUGAGAGAUGAUCCUGACAGUGCGGGUGAUAGGAAGGUGCUUACCGUCACGUACUUGCUCACCGACGAGCAGAUUGAGGAGCUGCAGACGCCUUCUUCGUCGGCAGCUGCUGGUGGUGGUGGUGGUGGUGAUGCGUCGUCUUCGUCGCCGUCGAACAGAGAGGGUGUUCCUGAUGUCCAGGUCGUCACGCACAGAGAUCCGCACUUCGUUGAGCAGUGGGGUUAUCGGAAUUGA
Messenger RNA from Aaosphaeria arxii CBS 175.79, 1726 nucleotides. RefSeq lists its product as uncharacterized. The record is from RefSeq and is a predicted model, not a curated record. The transcript is spliced from 3 exons. The coding region runs from base 323 to 1726 and encodes 467 amino acids. NCBI's taxonomy places the organism in Eukaryota, Fungi, Ascomycota, Dothideomycetes, Pleosporales.